AUGGGUUGUACAAAUUCAACUAGAAAACAAGAAACAGACGUUGGACGAUAUAAACAUGAUGAAAAAAAAUUUCAAAAUUUAUUUCAUGCAACAACUGAAUUCGAUAUAUCAACAUCAGAUUCUGAAAAUGAACAUGUAAUUCUUUCAAUGAAAUCAAUAAAUAAGAAUAAUUAUAAUAAUAAAGAUAAAUUAACAAAAAAAAUUGAUAAACUUUCAAGUGGACUGACAACAACAAAUAAUAAUUCAUCAACAGCGAGUAGUAGUACAUUGAUUGGCAAUCGACUUACUAAAACAUAUGUUUGA
Rotaria sordida is the source of this 303-nucleotide messenger RNA. The record is from the annotation of a GenBank genome assembly. Lineage: Eukaryota; Metazoa; Rotifera; Eurotatoria; Philodinida; Philodinidae.